AUGUCGACCCCGCAAGCGAAACGUCGCCGGCUAAACGAAGCUACGAAAACGCUCCAGAAGCCGUUCAAAUCGCCGUUCCGCACACCAUUGAAGCCCAGCAUAGGCGACGACCCGCCAUCCUCAGAUCCGCCUGAGGUCCACACUCCUGCGCUUAAUACACCAAGGGCAACCACCGUUCCCGCCAGAAGUACUGCCCCUGCAGACGAUGGAGCACAGCAAGCGGCCACCUGUGCCGCCUCGAUGCAACCGCCCAAAACACCAGCAACGUCCAAAGUGACACCACGCGCCUCGAGACCUCUUGUAUCACGUCCGAUCCUAUCUACACCGUCACAGGUCGUAUCGAGGAAGACACCGUCGAAACCCUCAGUCGCACGCGAGAUCAUGCAAAUCCGCAACGAGAUCCAGAUGCUUACACAAGCUCAGACCCUCGCUACGUCUACGAAAGACGACGAUUUGGUCGUACUGGUUGACAAAUGGCGCACAGCAAGUCGCGCAGCGGCGGAAGAGCUGUUUGGUAGCACUAGAGACAGGGUCAACAGGAUGGGCGGGGUAGGCGCAUGGAAGGAACGUGAGAAAGAAUCCAAGGAACGGCAGAUGCAAUGGGAUAAAGAAGAGAUGGAAGCGGAACGUGAGAAAAUGGAGGAGGCUAAGGAAAGCGGUGAGGUCUCUGAAGAGGCGUAUGAUCGCUAUGCCGAGAUGGAUUCGGAAAGGGAGAAGGGAGAGGAGAAGGAGACAUUCAAGGACGCAGACGAUGACUCGUUCACGAUGGACAUGAUGCUCAAGACCCUUAACAUCGACCUCAAGCUCAUCGGUUACAACAAAGAAGCGCAAAGGUGGGAUGGUUGA
This is a messenger RNA of Alternaria rosae, 846 nucleotides long. RefSeq lists its product as uncharacterized. Lineage: Eukaryota; Fungi; Ascomycota; Dothideomycetes; Pleosporales; Pleosporaceae. The transcript has 2 exons. Gene Ontology annotation, biological process: DNA recombination. The record is from RefSeq and is a predicted model, not a curated record. The coding region runs from base 1 to 846 and encodes 281 amino acids.